AUGUCCGGUCCUUCCAUGUUGCCCACCUUGGCUGCUGGAGGGGAGGUUAUUAUCGAAGACCGCUUGUCAGUGCGACUUGACCCUGACAAAUUCCACCGAGGAGAACUGCUUAUUUUCAAGUCACCCUUGCAUCCUGCCCGGAUGGUGUGCAAGCGGGUUGCCGGACUGCCAGGGGACGUGAUUUGUGUUGACCCUACUGGGGAGAAGGCCCCUUCAACCGAGCACGUCGUCGUGCCGAAAGGUCACCUCUGGAUGGUUGGAGACAAUGCCAGCUGGUCAAGAGACUCUAGAACCUACGGACCUGUGCCAAUGGGUCUGAUCUACUCCAGACUGCGGGCCCGAGUGUGGCCAAUUAAAGAUUUCAAAAUCUUCGGAAGUAACCUGUCGUAUAUCGACUAA
Messenger RNA from Coprinopsis cinerea okayama7#130, 399 nucleotides. RefSeq names its product signal peptidase I family protein. NCBI's taxonomy places the organism in Eukaryota, Fungi, Basidiomycota, Agaricomycetes, Agaricales, Psathyrellaceae. Bases 1 to 399 code for a protein of 132 amino acids. Gene Ontology annotation, cellular component: mitochondrial inner membrane peptidase complex; membrane. The record is from RefSeq and is a predicted model, not a curated record. The transcript has 2 exons. Gene Ontology annotation, molecular function: serine-type endopeptidase activity.